Molecule: messenger RNA, 1732 nt
Organism: Nerophis lumbriciformis (worm pipefish)
Lineage: Eukaryota; Metazoa; Chordata; Actinopteri; Syngnathiformes; Syngnathidae
Source: RefSeq, a predicted model, not a curated record
ACUGUAGUCGCUGACGAAGAAGACGCCCCCGGAAGCGGACGUCACAACAUUAGCCAUAGCAUCACUUGUUUACAACUAUUUAGCUCCUUGAGUCGCAAGUGCUGUGUUGUUCUGUGAACUUCUCAGGAAUGGAGGACGAUGAACGGCUACGCUCUUUCACGUUUUUAAUGACUUACAUGCUGCUGAAGCGCCGGAGAGACUUAAACAGCGCGGAUGUUGAGAGGCGUAAUGAGAUCCAGAGACGCGUCCGACAGCGACAGUACUUCUUCCAGAGGCAGAGGAGGAUGAUGAUGAUGAUGAUAGCGGGGGGUCUUCGCUCCAACGUUCACAUUCGCACACGCCCCUGGACGACCGUCCCGAGCACGGAUUGGUGGGAGCGCGUGGCUAUGACGGAGUUCCAGCCCUCCGACUGGCUGGACAAGUUCCGGAUGAGCCGCGAGACCUUCUUCUACAUCUGCGACAAGCUGCGCUCCCGCCUGACCCGCCAGGACACCAGCUUCCGCCUGGCGCUGCCCGUGGAGAAACGCGUGGCGGUGGCUCUGUGGCGCUUGGCGUCCAACGUGGAGUACCGCACCAUCAGCGCCCUGUUCGGCGUGGGUAAAUCCACCGUGUGCAAAUGCGUGCGCGACAUGUGUCACAGCAUCGUGGCGCUCCUCAGCGCCGACUACCUGCGCUCGCCCACCGAGCAGGAGCUGGAGGAGUCGGCUCGGCUUUUCUUGUCUCAGUGGGGCUUCCCGCACUGCGCCGCCGCCAUAGCAACGCUCCACACGGCCAUCAUCACCCCCUCCAACAACGCAUCCGACUACGUUAACCCCGCCGGCUGGCUGUCUGUGCUGUCUCAGGUGGCGGUGAACGGCCGAGGGCUGAUUUGGGACGUUUGCGCCUGCUUCCCAGGAGGGAUGGAGCCGGCAGACAUCUUGCAGAACUCAGUGCUCUGGGCCACGGCCGCAGAGGGUGGGCUAUCACAGGUGCCACCAUCUCUCUUCAUGGGGAAGCAACUCAGCUAUGUGCUGCUUGGGGAGCCCUGCUACCCGCUCCAGAGCUGGCUCAUGAAGGCCUACCCGGACAAAAGGCCCACGAGGUCCAACCCCGUGGCGCUGACGGAGCGCCAGCAGCUUUUCAACCAGCGACUCCGCGGAGCGCGCCACGUCUCCCAGGAGGCGCUGCUGAGGCUGAAGGCGCGCUGGCAGUGCCUGAGCAAGAGGAACGACUGUGGCCUGCACGUGGUGCCCACCAUGAUCCUGGCCUGCUGCAUUCUGCACAACGUGUGCGAGUCUCACGGCGACGCAUUCAACGGGGAGUGGCUGACCGAGGCGGCCGAGGCGGAAAGCCCCCAGCCGAGCUACGCCGAGGCCCCCGCGAACGGUGGCGAACCGAGUCAGGGAGAGGAAGUCCGGCAACUUUUUUGUGACUAUUUUCAACAGUCUGAUGAAAGGAGCCCAUCAUCAUGAACAACAACUGCAGAUUAACAUGACCUGAUAUCACCUGACAGACUUUUGAAAACACACAAACUACAUACACACCUUAAAAAACGUAUCACAGUAAAUACAUACUUUUUUGUAGCAGAUUCCUAAAAUCUUGUCACAAAGAGGAAGAGCACAGCGCUCCUGUCUCUUAGGAGAUCUUUUCUAGCAUAAACAUAUUGCUUUUGUAUUAACUUAUGACUUUAUUUAACUAAAUGAGCUGUUUGGUGUGGUAUAAAGACAAAAUAAAAAAUAAAUACACCUGAAAA